Auxenochlorella protothecoides is the source of this 1008-nucleotide messenger RNA. Its product is annotated as Riboflavin biosynthesis protein RibBA. Gene Ontology annotation, molecular function: GTP cyclohydrolase II activity; 3,4-dihydroxy-2-butanone-4-phosphate synthase activity. Gene Ontology annotation, biological process: riboflavin biosynthetic process. Bases 1 to 1008 code for a protein of 335 amino acids. NCBI's taxonomy places the organism in Eukaryota, Viridiplantae, Chlorophyta, Trebouxiophyceae, Chlorellales, Chlorellaceae. The record is from RefSeq and is a predicted model, not a curated record. Gene Ontology annotation, cellular component: cytosol. The transcript is spliced from 3 exons.
AUGCCCGCGGUCGAGGCCUGCGUGCGCUGCAGCGCCACCGUGGGGACCUCUGGGCGCAGCGACCACACACUAGUGAACCCCAACAAGUACUCUAGACGCCAUUUCCGGGCGGCGUACCCGCGUGGACGGGCCCCCCCACGGCCACGCCAGGAGGUGCCCACCACCAGCAAGUUUGGCAAUGGCAGUGGCCUGCACAUCCCGGUGCUCCAGGACGAGGAGGUGGGGCCCCAGACCCAGGUGUGGACCACAUUUGUGGCAGAGACCCUGCUCCCGACCAAGCGGGGCAAGUUCAAGCUGCGUGGCUACCGACACACAACCGACGGCGGCCAGACCUUCACGGAGCCGUGCGUCAUCUACUGCGGCGACCUCGCCGGCCGGCCGGAUCUCCCCCUGCGAGUGCACGACGCCUGCUUCACCAGUGAGGUGCUGGGCAGCCUGAAGUGCGACUGCCGGGAGCAGCUGGUGCUGGCCAUGGACCACAUCCGGCGCCACCCCCCCGGCGCGGUCAUCUACCUGCAGCAGGAGGGGCGCGGCAUCGGCCUGGCCAACAAGAUCGCGGCCUACGCGCUGCAGGAGCGGGGCCUGGACACCGUGGACGCCAACCGCGCGCUAGGCCUGCCGGACGACUGCCGCGAGUACAGCGCGGUGGCCCACAUCCUGGCCGACCUGGGCGUGCCCAGCGUGCGGCUGAUGACCAACAACCCACGCAAGAUGGCCGAGGUCGCGGCGCUGGGCGUGGCGGUCACGGGCCGCAUUCCCUGCGUGGUCCCCGCCCAGCCCCACUCCCGCGGCUACCUGGACGCCAAGCAGGCGCGCAUGGACCACAUCCUGGACCGCCGUGGCGAGGGGGGGGCGGCGGGGGAUGAUGGUGACGGGGCCUCCGAAAGCCAGCUGGACGGCUCCUUCUGCUACUGGAACCACGAGGGCGAGCCGGGGCCCACCGGCAUCGGCCUGAAGCCGGCGGCAGCGGCGCGGCCGGGGCCGGAGGAGGGCCCGGCGAGGGAGUGA